This is a messenger RNA of Paracoccidioides brasiliensis Pb18, 1590 nucleotides long. Its product is annotated as protoheme IX farnesyltransferase. The record is from RefSeq and is a predicted model, not a curated record. Gene Ontology annotation, cellular component: mitochondrion; mitochondrial membrane. Gene Ontology annotation, molecular function: protoheme IX farnesyltransferase activity. The transcript has a single exon. Gene Ontology annotation, biological process: heme biosynthetic process. The coding region runs from base 1 to 1590 and encodes 529 amino acids.
AUGGCCUUUUCGUUGUUAAUGUUACGCACUGGCGUGGCUCUGGACGCUGCCGCGCUUUGUUCCCGCUGCUUCACCCGCCUAAUUUCGCAGCCAGCGGAUGUCUCGCGGAGAGGCUUCUCCACAACUAGGGUCCUGCAAAAUACGGAAUAUCGGGCCACAAAUUUGCCUAAAGCUUUUCAGAAAGCCUACCUUUCUUCCAGCGGACUACGCAGUAGCUCAUUGUCUCAGCGUGGUGUCAUUCAACGGUUAAGAAAAGAAUCACAACAUACCGAUCGCUCCGCUCUCUUUCACUCCGUACCUCCUUCUAUUGAUACCCAGUGCUCAUUCGGCACACCAAUUGAGGCAAACAGGAAACAUGGAUCACCUGCUACUUCCCCUGAAGAACUUCCCCAUCGAAGACGGCAACGAUUGAAGGUUGAGCAGGAAGCCAACUCUAAAUAUGAGAUUCGUCCUGAUGCCUCAGCCCGCCUUUCCACCAUAUCCUCAUCUCUCCCGAAGACUUCUCUGCGGCGGACAAUGGCAACCUUCCUUGCCCUUACAAAACCAAACCUGUCCUUCCUCGUUGUUCUCACCGCUACAACCGCUUACGGCCUCUAUCCUAUUCCAACACUGCUAGCACUAGACCCAUCAGUAACACCUCUCCCCGCUCUCUCUACUUCUACUCUUACCUUUCUCUACCUCACAACCGGCACAUUCCUCUCAUCCGCAAGUGCCAACACUCUAAACAUGUUGUUCGAGCCACAACACGAUGCCCGCAUGUCCCGCACCCGUAACAGGCCCCUUGUUCGCAAACUCCUCUCCCCCAAGGCUGCCCUCUUAUUUGCCGCGCUCACAGGUACCGUCGGCAUAACCGCACUAUAUAUGGGCACAAAUCCAACCGUCGCUGCUCUAUCUGCAUUUAAUCUUUUCCUAUACGCGUUCGUCUACACCCCCCUCAAACGUAUAUCUCCUAUAAACACCUGGGUAGGCGCCAUUGUCGGUGGAAUCCCACCUUUAAUGGGCUGGAUUGCUGCCACUGGCCAAUCCGCUACAACUGGCCAUGAUACCUGGCGCGAUCUCCUCUUUGGCCCUGACAGCCCCGGUGGCUGGCUCAUGGCAGCAAUCCUCUUCGCCUGGCAGUUCCCGCACUUCAAUUCCCUCUCCCACACUAUUCGCGAGGAGUACAAGAACGCAGGCUACAAAAUGCUUGCGUGGAUGAAUCCCGCGCGAAAUGGUCGAGUGGCCCUUCGUUACUCGAUCCUCAUGUUUCCAUUGUGCGCUGGGCUUUGGUGGGCUGGUGUGGUCGACAAAGGAUUCUUGAUUGGGGGGACGUUAGUCAAUUGUUGGCUAGCCAAGGAAGCGUAUCGGUUCUGGAAAUUGCAAGGAGCAGGUGGAAGUGCAAGAGGCCUAUUUUGGGCUAGUGUAUGGCAUUUGCCGUUGCUUAUGGUUGGGACGCUUAUUACUAAGAAAGGUAUUUGGGAUGGGGUGUGGAGAAGGGUGUUUGGCGAAGAUGAGGAGGAAAUGGAGAACGAAGAAUUCGAACAAGACGAGAUGGAGGAGGAGGACAAUGUUCCCGCGGACGCAUCAUUGCCCAUGAAGCCGAUACCGUGA